Bombina bombina (fire-bellied toad) is the source of this 3797-nucleotide messenger RNA. RefSeq names its product frizzled class receptor 1 (gene FZD1). Gene Ontology annotation, biological process: non-canonical Wnt signaling pathway; canonical Wnt signaling pathway. Bases 222 to 1874 code for a protein of 550 amino acids. The transcript has a single exon. The record is from RefSeq and is a predicted model, not a curated record. Gene Ontology annotation, molecular function: Wnt-protein binding; Wnt receptor activity. Gene Ontology annotation, cellular component: plasma membrane. Lineage: Eukaryota; Metazoa; Chordata; Amphibia; Anura; Bombinatoridae.
GAAGGAUUGACACAAAUGGUCGGGUUGAGGGAGCUGCUGGGAGUUGUUGUCUUCUCCUCCUGUCGCUGCAUAGUCACUUUGCACAUGGGGAGGGGGACAAGGCAGGAGGGAGAGAGGCGACGAUAAGAAGAGGCCGUGAGACUGAGUUUGUUGUUUGUAAGUGCAGCAGCCUGAGCCAGGCUUCAUGCUACACAAACUGAAGUUCGGAGAGAGAAGCCAGCAUGGCACAGCCCGGGCGCUGCUAUAAACUUUACAUGCUGCUACUCCUGGCGACCUUCCUAGCCGUGCAGGCUCAGUACAAUGGGGAGAAAGGCAUCUCCAUACCGGACCACGGCUACUGCCAGCCGAUCUCCAUCCCCCUGUGCACGGAUAUUGCCUACAACCAGACCAUCAUGCCCAACUUACUGGGGCACUCUAACCAGGAUGAUGCGGGGCUGGAGGUCCACCAGUUUUACCCGCUGGUGAAGGUGCAGUGUUCCCCCGAGCUCAAGUUCUUCCUGUGCUCCAUGUACGCUCCGGUGUGCACGGUGCUGGAGCAGGCGCUGCCCCCGUGCAGGUCCUUGUGCGAGCGGGCCAGGCAGGGCUGCGAGGCGCUCAUGAACAAGUUCGGCUUCCAGUGGCCAGAGACGCUUCGCUGCGAGAAAUUCCCGGUGAACGGAGCCGGGGAGCUGUGUGUAGGGCAGAACACUUCGGAUAAAGGGACCCCGACCCCUGCUUUGCCCGAGAUAUGGACCAGUAACCCCAACAGUAAGAGCCACUACAGGGACAAAUUCACCUGCCCACAGGCUCUCAAGGUGCCAUCCUAUGUCAAUUACCACUUCCUAGGGGAGAAGGACUGCGGUGCCCCGUGUGAGGCUGGGAGGGCGCAUGGCCUCAUGUACUUCCCUCCAGAGGAGCUGCGCUUCUCUCGCAUCUGGAUAGGCAUCUGGUCCGUGCUGUGCUGCGCCUCUACCCUCUUCACGGUGCUCACUUACCUGGUGGAUAUGAAGAGGUUCAGCUACCCGGAAAGACCCAUAAUUUUCCUUUCUGGUUGCUACACCAUGGUGGCCAUAGCCUACAUCGCAGGGUUCCUGUUGGAGGACAAAGUAGUGUGCAAUGACAAAUUCACGGAGGGUGGCUACAAAACGGUGGCACAAGGAACCAAGAAAGAGGGUUGCACCUUCCUUUUCAUGAUGUUGUAUUUUUUCAGCAUGGCUAGCUCUAUCUGGUGGGUUAUCCUCUCCCUCACUUGGUUUCUAGCAGCCGGUAUGAAGUGGGGACAUGAAGCCAUAGAAGCCAAUUCUCAAUACUUCCACCUGGCAGCCUGGGCAGUGCCAGCCAUAAAGACAAUAACCAUCUUGGCUGUGGGGCAGGUGGAUGGGGAUAUUCUCAGUGGGGUUUGUUUUGUUGGGAUAAACAAUGUGGAUGCCCUGCGUGGUUUUGUCUUGGCACCUCUUUUUGUCUAUCUCUUUAUUGGCACUUCUUUCCUACUGGCAGGCUUUGUGUCCCUUUUUAGGAUAAGGACUAUUAUGAAGCACGAUGGUACCAAGACUGAAAAACUGGAGAAGUUAAUGGUGAGAAUAGGAAUCUUUAGUGUCCUGUACACUGUUCCAGCCACCAUUGUCAUCGCUUGCUAUUUUUAUGAACAGGCUUUUAGGGAACAGUGGGAGAAGAGUUGGGUUAGCCAAAGUUGCAAGAGCUAUGCCAUACCUUGCCCUAGUACCAGCCACCCUCAUAUGGCUCCAGAUUUUACUGUUUUCAUGAUUAAAUAUCUUAUGACCUUAAUUGUGGGCAUAACCUCAGGAUUUUGGAUCUGGUCUGGCAAAACUCUCAAUUCUUGGAGAAAGUUUUAUACAAGACUCACUAACAGUAAACAGGGAGAAACUACAGUGUGAGUCUCAGGACUCAAUGGGAAUUUGUACAGACUUUGCAGAAACUGUAAUGCUUUGUUGUAUAUAACAACUGUAACAUUUUGUAAGUAUAUUUUGUAUUUAAAUGACAAAAGAAGAUCAUGCUUUUUUAUGGUAGGUUACGAUAAAUAGUUUGAAUCUAGAAAAUCUUUUAAUUCAGAAAUUAUUCUGCUUGUUUUUUUAUCAUUUUUUUUGAGGGGGGAAUUUAAAAAACAAAGUAUUUUAUAGCACUUACAAUUGGCUUAUUAAAAUACCUCGCUAUGCCUCAAACUUCCUUUUCCCACCAGCACAGAUACCCUGAAGUUGCAGCACAAUUGCUGAUAUCAAUAAUUUCCAGAGGACUAGUGAGGUCAUUAUUUACUUGGAAUUAAGAUAGGAUUGCCUUCUGAUUUUUCUUUUUCUUUGUAAUGUGGGCUGCAUGAGGAGUUUGCACCCUAUUUAGCACUUCUUUAUUAUACUUUUGUCUAUCGAAGCACACAGUGGGUUUGCUAACCAUGUAUUGACUCAUUCAUUUAAUCUUGAAUGUACAGAUUUAGUUGCACAGUUCUUCCAGAAAAAAAAAUGUUUGUUCCAACAUGCCCAAAGUAUAGGACACACUGCUAAAAGAAUGUUUUUUUUUUGUUUUUUAUAGUUUUGUUUUUCCCCCUACAUUCAGCAUAGGUUUGUUUUUGAGUGGCUAGACUUACUGGAAUGAAUCGCACAUUUGCUUUUCUGUUAAAUUUGCUGUGAUAGCUUACAGAAUUCUUCCAAGAGUCCUGGUUCCAGACCCCUAAAUAAAUCAAUUUGACAAUAUGCUGCAGGGCAAGGACAGGUCUUUUUAACUAUUUAACUGUCACACUUGACAGAAAGAGGUUAAUAAUGAGUCAAGCUUUUCAGUUCAUCCAUAUACUUAUUUAGUGUCACAUAAAGAGAUGCAGACAAUGACUGAUUUGCUUUAAUAAUAAUAAAAAAAUCUGAACCAUUUAGUCCAUCUUUUCAUAUAAUGUAGAAUCCAAGAGGAAGAGACGUUUGAAUUUCCCUCUCACAUCUUGUACACACUAAGCACAUAAAUCAAGCAAAUGUCCCUGAAGUUAGCUUUAAAUGGGGUUUGAUGCAAGUAGAACCCUUGCUCUGGUAAUAUUCUUUAAAUGGCUCAAUAUUGUUUUGAAUGAAACCUGGCCUACAACAAUCUAUUUUUUUAAAAAAAAUAACAGCUAAGUAAAGUUUAUUGCACCAUAAUAUCGUCGUCUUCAGAUUUCAAUACCUAUUUUUUUUAUUAAGUUCAUUAUUGGCAUAACAUUGUUUUGUUUUAUCCAAAUAAGUAUGCAUUUAUCUGCUGGUUUUCACAAGAUCUUUCAUAUUUAUAGAGAAAUAGUUUUAUAUAAUUUUAUAUAUACAAUUCUAUAUAUAUAUAUCAUUUUAAUUCCUUUGCAAUAAAUACAAAAUCAAGGCCUAAUUCAAGGUACUUUUUUCUUUCUUUUUUUUCCUACUCCCACACCUUCCACCCUCAAGCAUCAGUUAUUCAUUUGUUGUAGAUACAAUAAAAGACACAGUCCUGUAGCAAAUAUUACUUCAUGAUUCAUGUGACUUUUACCUCUUUUUUUUUAAAGUUAAAUAUCUUUAAAGAAUGUCAUGAUUGUAUAUGUUUUCUUUCUAGGUAUUUACAUUUUUAGAAAAAAAUAUUUUAUUCCCCUCUAAUGGUUUUGUGACCUGAGUAUUUACAUCAGGAAGGUGAUUGCUUACCAGAGAGAGAAAAAAACAGAACUAGUGUACCCUGAUUCCAGUUCUUGUUUUGAAAAGCAUGUACAGAAAUCUUAUCUUUGUCACGAGUACUUGUUUAUACUCUACAAAUUUAUAUUUUAAUAUAUAAAUAUAUAUGAUAAAUUGCAGUUUAUCAUCCAUUUCUAAUAAAUAUUCUUUAUUCUUUAA